This is a messenger RNA of Apis laboriosa (Himalayan honeybee), 3591 nucleotides long. RefSeq names its product NADPH-dependent diflavin oxidoreductase 1-like. The record is from RefSeq and is a predicted model, not a curated record. Gene Ontology annotation, molecular function: NADPH-hemoprotein reductase activity; FMN binding; flavin adenine dinucleotide binding. Gene Ontology annotation, biological process: nucleoside transmembrane transport. The transcript is spliced from 12 exons. The coding region runs from base 362 to 3361 and encodes 999 amino acids. Gene Ontology annotation, cellular component: membrane; cytosol. NCBI's taxonomy places the organism in Eukaryota, Metazoa, Arthropoda, Insecta, Hymenoptera, Apidae.
UACAAUAUUUAUGAUAAAUCAUUUCAUAUAAUGUAUACGGAAAACUAUUUUUUAUUUAUAAAUAUCUUGGGCCAAGCGCCAAAUGGGACUUAGCCUAGACACCUAUCCUUGACAUUUGAUUAAGUAAGAUCGUUACCAUAUGUGAAAUAUAUUUAAUACAAAAAAAAAAUUUUGUUAUUUUUAUAAUUUACAUACCCUGUUCAUAAAAUUUACGUAUGUUUCUCCAGAUAUCGUAUAUUGAAUGACCAAUGACGUCAUAAUAUAUCAGCUGAAAAUUGCUAACAUAAUGGUGUAUUGAGAUCAUUGAUGAUAAAAUAUUCUUUUCGAAAAGAUUUAUAUUAAAAAAUUUUUCAUAAAAAACAUGAAAAUUACAAUAUUGUAUGGUAGUGAGACAGGUACUGCACAAGAUGUGGCUGAACAAAUUUGGAAAAAUGCCAAAAGAAAAGGAUUAGAAAGUAAUGUCUCUACAAUGAAUGAUUAUAAUAUACAAGAUAUCGAUUCAGAAAAAAUAAUAAUAUUUGUAGUUGCAACAACAGGUCAAGGUGAUCCUCCUAAUAAUAUGAGACAAUUUUGGAGAUUUCUAUUACGAAAAAAUUUGCCAACUACAUUGCUUAUUAAUUUAAAUUAUGGAAUAUUAGGUUUAGGUGACAGUUCCUAUCAAAAAUUUAAUUUUGCAGCAAAAAAAUUAAAUAAAAGAUUAAUGCAAUUAGGAGCAAAGGAAUUAAUAUCUCUUGGAUUAGCAGAUGAUCAACAUGAUUUAGGGAUAGAUGCUGUUGUUGAUCCAUGGUUAGAACAAAUGUGGAUGAAAAUUACUAAUACAUUUAAUAUUUCUACAACAGAUAUAAUUACAGAGAAUAAUAAAAAUAACAUAAUUGAAAGAUUUCAUAUUUCUGAAAUAAAUAAAAAUUCCUUAAAUAAUGAAUAUUGUUCAAGUCAUGAUAUUUUUAUGGAAGAAAUAUAUAUAAAUAAUGAAAUUAAAGUAGGUACAAUAAUUGGAAAUAUAAGAACUACAGCACAAGAUCAUUUUCAAGAUGUUAGAUUAAUUAAAUUUCAAUCAGAUAACAUUAAUUAUCAACCUGGAGAUAUAAUAUAUAUUAGACCUAAAAAUUCUCAGAAACAAAUUGAAAGAUUUUUCAAUAUAUUUAAUGAUAAUAAUGUACAAUUAAAUCCAGAUAUAUUAAUUCAAAUAUCUGAAAAAGAAAUUAAAGUACCUAAUGUUUUAAAACAAACACUAACUCUAUAUCAAAUUGUAGAACAAUACUGGGAUUUAAGCUUUAAACCACGUAGAUCUACAAUGCAACUAUUAUUUUUUAUCAGUGAAAAUAAAUUAGAAAAGGAAAAGUUAUAUGAAUUUACAACAGCAAAUGGUCAAGAAGAGCUCUAUAAUUAUAUUAAUAGACCAAGAAGAAAUAUUUUAGAAUUAUUUGCAGAUUUUCCUCAUACAACUAGUAAAUUAAAUAUAAAACUAUUAUUUGAAAUUAUGUCUCCCAUAAAACCUCGUGCUUUUAGCAUAGCUUCAAGUUUAAGAAUUACUAAAAAUGAAAUUCAUCUCUUGGUGGCUGUAGUAAAAUAUAAGACAAAAUUAGUAGAACCAAGAUAUGGAUUAUGUUCAAAUUGGUUAGCAAAUUUAGUAAAGAAUGAUAAAAUAAUAUUUUGGAUGCAAAAAGGAACAUUUAAAUUUGAAUAUAAUAAGCCAAUGAUAUUUAUUGGUCCUGGAACAGGAAUUGCACCAUUUCGUUCAGCUCUAUUGGAUAAAUCUGCAUUAGAUGACAAUUUAAAUAAUUGUAUUCUUUUUUUUGGUUGUAGAAACAAGGAAAAAGAUUAUCAUUGUAAAGAUGAUUUUGAAUGUUUAUCACUGAAAAAGGGUUUAAAUUUAUUUUGUGCCUUUUCCAGAGAUCAAGAACAUAAGAUAUAUGUACAACAUAUUAUACAUGACCAGAAAACACUUUGUUGGGAGUUUCUUAGUAACAAUGGUAACAUUUAUCUAGCAGGUACUGAGCCUGUACGUCUUUCUCCUGGUUGGGAAGGUACAGGUAGACCUGAUGAUGAAUUAAAUUUUAAAGGAGUUACAAUGGAUCAAGCAGAGCUUGAAUUAAAUCCUCCCAAAGAUAGAUUAAAUAUAAUAUUCUGCAUAAUGAUACUUCAUGGAAUUGGAAUUUUGAUGCCAUGGAACAUGUUCAUAACAGCAAAAAAUUAUUUUGUUAAUUACAAAUUAUCUAAGGAAUAUACAGGGAUUGAAACAAAUUAUGCUACAAAUUUUCUUUCAUACCUAGCAUUUGCAGCACAGAUACCAAAUAUAUUAUUUAAUUGGUUAAAUGUAUUUAUACAAUUUGGUGGCAAUUUGACAACACGUAUAGUAUGGGGCAUUUUCAUACAAGUUUUAAUAUUUGUAUGUACCGUUAUUUUGGCAAUGACUGAUAGCUCUGAUUGGCCAGGUGCCUUUUUCUGGAUUACCAUGAUUUCUGUUAUUAUAUUAAACACUGCUAAUGGAAUUUACCAAAACUCUGUGUUUGGUAUGGUGGCAAAGUUACCUACAAAGUACACAGGAGCUGUUAUCCUAGGCACUAAUAUAAGUGGAACAUUUACAGCAAUAAUUAAUUUUCUUGCUCAAUAUAUGGCACCAAAUGCUCGGACUGCGGCAAUAUAUUAUUUUAUAACAGCAUUGUUUAUUCUUCUUGCAUGCUUUGAUACUUAUUUUGCACUUCCAAUAAAUAGAUUUUACCGGUAUUGUGAAUUAUUGCAUCAAAAAGGAAUAAAUAAAAGACAAUUAGAAAAUAGUACAAGAGGCAAACAUGAUACAUUACCUUAUUGGAAAAUAUUCAAACAGUGUUUUCCUCAAUGUUUCAAUACAUUUUUUAUAUUUUUUGUAACUCUUUCUUUGUUUCCAUCUGUUCAUUCUGAUAUAAUAAGUUCGGAUCCUAACUUCAUAGUUCCACCAGAUUAUUAUAGUACUGUCAUGUGUUUCCUCACAUUCAACAUUACAGCUCUAAUUGGUAGUUCAAUUGCAUCAUUGGUUCAAUGGCCUAGUAAGAGGUACUUAAUAAUCCCAGUUGCAUUACGUAUUUUAUAUAUACCAUUGUUUUUAUUAUGUAAUUACAAACCAAAAGGUAUUUUAAGAACAUUACCAGUAUAUAUUAAUAAUGAUUGGAUUUAUUUUUUAAUCGCCAUUACAAUGGGAAUAAGUAGUGGUUAUUUUUCUUCUUUAUCUAUGAUGUAUUGUCCAAGAAUGGUAGAUUCUCAAUACAUGGCAACAGCUGGCAUGUUUGGGGCAGCAUCAUUAAUUACAGGAAUUUUUACUGGAAUAUUGUUUUCUAUGGUCAUGCCUAUUUUGGUAGCAAAUAUAUCUUUUGAAUUAUCUUAAUGUGUACAAGAUUUAAUGAUAGAAUAUUAAUCCAUUUUUGAACACAUUCAUAUUGAAAAAUCAAAAGAAUACAAAAAAACAAAAUUAGAGUUCAACAUAAAGUACAAUUCAAUUUUGAAUUUACACUAUUUAUUUUUAAUAGAUUUUUUAAUACUUGGAAGAAUGAAGCUGAAAAUAAAUUUUAUGUCAUUAUAAUGUCAUUAUGAUUUCAUAAAGUAAAAUAUUAAUAA